Molecule: messenger RNA, 3872 nt
Organism: Danio aesculapii
Lineage: Eukaryota; Metazoa; Chordata; Actinopteri; Cypriniformes; Danionidae
Gene: ftr03
Product: finTRIM family, member 3
Exons: 6
Coding region: 157-1785 (542 amino acids)
Molecular function (GO): zinc ion binding; protein binding
Source: RefSeq, a predicted model, not a curated record
ACACAAGAAUACAUUUUAUAUGCAGCGCUAUACAAAGCAUUUCUCGGGCUACAGUAAAGUUUUAUCUCUGUAGUUCCUCCUUCAGUUCAGUAAACUCAGAGGUAUCGCCUUCCUUUUCCGUUUGCUCGGCUUACCUACUUUACUUUCUGUUUUAACAUGUCUGAUCUUAGUAAAAUGGCGGCUAAAUCCAGUGUUUCUUUCGCUCAGGAUCAGUUCAACUGUUCAAUCUGCCUGGAUCUAUUGAAGGAUCCAGUGGCCAUUCCCUGUGGACACAGUUACUGUAUGAGCUGUAUUUCAGGCUGCUGGGAUCAGGAUGGGCAGAGGGGAGUCUACAGCUGCCCUCAGUGCAGACAGACCUUCACCCCAAGACCUUCUUUAGGGAAAAACACCAUACUGGCUGAAGUGGUGGAAAAUAUCAGGAAGAGAAAACUAUCUAGAGAUGUGGAGUGUGAUGUCUGUAUUGGGAAAGCUGUUAAAUCUUGUCUAGUGUGUCUGGAAUCUUACUGCCAGGCUCACUUUGAACAACACGAGGAAAUUCACUCUAGAAAGCGACACAAAGUGACUGAUGCCACUGGACGACUGCAGGAGACGAUGAUCUGCCCUCAACAUGACAGACUGCUAGAAAUGUACUGCAGAACUGACCAGCGCUGUAUUUGCAUGCUGUGCUUGAUGAAUGAACACAAAACCCAUGAAACUGUAUUACCAGCUGAAGAAAAAGCACAGAAGCAGAAACAUUUUAACAAGAUACUCCAGCAGAGAAUCCAGGAGAAACAGAAGGAGUGUGAGGAGCUGAGAGCGGCUGUAAAGUCUCACAAGCGCUCUGCACAGACAGCAGUGGAGGACACUGAGAGGAUCUUUACUGAGCUCAUCCGAUCCAUUGAGAGAAGCCGCUCUGAGGUGACACAGCUGAUCAGAGAUCAGGAAAAGGCUGCAGUGAGUGGAGCUAAAGGACGACUGGAGCAACUGGAGCAGGCGAUAACCGAUCUGAGGAGGAGAAGUGCUGAGCUGGAGCAGCUUUCACACACGGACAAUGACAUCCAUUUCCUCCAGAGUUUCCAGUCUCUCUCUGUUCCUCCUGGAUCUACAGACUCAUCCAGCAUCAGUUCUCGUCUCUCUUUUGAUAAAUUUAAAAUGUUUGUUUCUCGGGUGAAAGAAAAGCUGCAGAACUCUUUGAAGGAAGAGAAAGAAAACAUAUUGCGCAUAGUGAGAAACAUCAGUGUGAUUUCCACCCCUGAAUACGAGAGAAGGAAAAAGUUUCUACAGUAUUACCAGCAGCUGACACUGGACUCCAACACAGCUUAUAAAUCCCUGAGGCUGUCUGAGGGGAACAGAGUGGUGACUAGAAUGAAGAAAACUCCUGAUCAUCCAGACAGAUUUGAUGGUUUUGCUCAGCUGCUGUGUAAAGAGAGUGUGCGUGGACGCUGUUACUGGGAGGUGGAGCGGAGUGGCAAAGGAAUGUAUGUAUCAGUGGCUUAUAAGAGCAUCAGAAGGAAGGGACAGGGAAGUGAGUGCAAGUUUGGAUGUAAUGAUGAGUCCUGGAGUUUGUACUGCUCUGACACUAAAUGUUUAUUUAGGUACAAUAAUAUAGAGUCUAUACUGCCAGUAGUGUCCAGCUCAUCUAAAAUAGGAGUGUAUGUGGAUCACAAUGCAGGAACCCUGUCCUUCUACAGAGUCUCUGACACAAUGAGCCUCAUUCACAGAGUCCACACCACAUUCACUAAGCCGCUCUACCCUGGGUUUGGCGUUUCCAACGAGUCACAAGUAAAAUUGUGUGAUCAAGCAUGACAGACUUUUACAAAUUCCGUGCUUUUUCAUUAGAGCUGGUUGGUUACAGUUUUUUUGAAUGCUUUGACCUGGUUAAAGAAACUAAACAGAGCAGAAGGCACAUUCUCACUAUUUCUCAUUGGAUUGGCUCAGUUUCCCCAUCUUUUUGCAAUGCUGUUAACACAGAUGUCAGUCAAGCAGUCCAAACUCCAUUGUUUUAGCUACGAUAAACAAAUACAAACCAUCUAACUAUUAAAAAAUAAGAUUCUUUUUGACUAGGAUAAUCUCCCUUCUUCCUAUAGAUUAAUUUAGACAUUAGUAUUUUCAAGACUAGUUUAUUUUCUUGAAAAUUUUAUCAUUUUGGUUUCAAUUUAAAUGUUUAUUAAUUAUUUGUAUAUGAAACUGUGUGUACUUUUUGAGUAUAUGUAAGCCUUUGGUGUCUCCAGAAUGUGUCUGUAAAUUUCCAGCUCAAAAUACCCAUUAGAUUAUUUACUAUAGCCUCCAGAAUAGGCCCAUUUUGGUGUCUGACUGCCGAAGGGGUGCCCAAACUCAGACCUGGAGGGCCCUUGUCCUACAUAUUUUAGUUCCAACCCCAAUUAAACACACCUGAACCAGCUAAUUAAGCUCUUUCUGGGUAUAUUGAACUUCCAGGAAGGUGUGUUGAGGCAAGUUGGAGUUAAACUAUGCAGGACACCGGCCCUCCAGGACCAAGUUUGGACAUCCCUGGACUACAGUAUAGCUGUUUUUGUAGCCUGUGGCUUUAAAUGAAAAUGAGCUGCUUCUGCCCGCCCACCGUUCCCAAAUGCGUGUCUGUUUCUGUUUCUGUUUUCUGUCAGUCAAUUCGGUGAGCGGGGAAACUGCACUCCUACGUCAUGUUGCAGUGGGCCUCUUAAUCACUCUGAUUUGGGUCCUAUUUUAACAUCCAAAUUUUUCCGAAUUUUUAAAAAGAGACUUGUGUUUAUUUCACUCCAAUAUGAGAUUGGGACUGUCCAAACAGUGUACAAAUUCAACUACCAAAGUCAGUAUGAAAUCAUCAAAGCACCUGUUUGACACUCUUUUUCAGUCUGCAGGCCUUAUUAAAAGGUGACAAGUUAUUGUUGUUUUUUUGCCAGCAUGUGUGGAGGAGGUGAAGAGUGGCUUUGUCUUAUAUGCCAAUAUAUUUUACUGUAUUUUGGUUUAAAUAUACUGUAUUUUAUGUAUUAUUUACAGCAUUUCAUUUUUCAGCCACAGUUUGAAAAAACUAAAUCUAUGGAUUCAAUAAAAAUUGCAUCAAAGCAUUUCUUAUUCUGGACCCACUUCUUGGCAAAAAGGCAAAUUUGAGAUGGCCAAUAUAGAAAUACAACAAAUGGCAAUAGGCAACAAUGACAAGCAAUGGUGCGCUGAUUUGUGCUAUGUUUUAUAUUUUGUUGCCCAUUGUUUAAUGAUUGAAAAAGCUCAUAUACUUGUUUGCAAGUUGUGUUGUUUUUGAAGGCAACGUUUGCUUUUGUUGCAUUUUUAAAAGUUUUGGCAAGGUUACCUCUUUUGCAAACACAAUGUGCCAAUGCUUGGGCAUGUGUCUUAACUGUUUUAAAAAUGUGGAGGUUCAGCUGACGGCUGCAUCAAAGCAAUCAAGAAAAACUUUAAUUGUUAAGAUCUUGCAACAUUUCAGAAUUGCAAACUUGUUCCAGAAUUACAACAGUUUACAUGUCUAUUAAACAUUUGACAAUUAUGAUCACAAUGUACAUUCAGAUCUGCUUUUGACUCGAUCAUCAUGUAUAGUAUAAAACUGCUCGAGUCCUUUAAAAAUAACACUAUAAUUAUUUCUGUUACAAGUAUUAAACUAUCACAGAAGUUCUUAGAUAACAGUUGAUAGUUGGAUAUAAACACUGAUAUAUCGGUGUAUGCAAGUGUCAAGUUUCACAUUGCACAGUUUCUCUGGUAGAUAUAUGUACCAUUUGAUAGAUAUAUUUUACCAAUAUUAGUGUAAUGUUAAUGAUAUUUGUUGUGGGAUAUUUCUAUUGUUUGUUUGCUUUCGGUAGGUUGAUGAGAUCUGUUGUUGUUGUUGUUGUUGUUUUUUGUGCUUUUUUCUGUAAAUUUGCCAUCCAGUAGUUCUAUAUUCAUUUAGGCUC